AUGGCACUUUUUAUCGGCAGAAUCCCCAGAGACAUGGGCACCCGUGAUUUGGAAGAUAGAUUCUCCAAGUUUGGCAAGAUCACCCGUCUUGAUGUUAAGCAGGGUUUCGGCUUUGUUGAGUUUGAAGACAAGCGUGACGCUGAAGAUGCCAUGAACGGCGUCAACGAAUCUCAGGAGCUCGUUGUCGAAUGGGCCAAGAAUGGUGGAAAGAGAGCCGGCGAGAACGAGUGCUUCCACUGCGGCAAAGAAGGUCACUGGGCCAGAGAUUGCCGUGAGAGAGGUCGCGGUGGCGACAGAGGUGACAGAGGCUAUGGCAGCCGUGGUGGCCGUGACCGUUCCCCCAGACGCGACCAAGGCCGUGGAAGUGAUCGUGACAGAAGGUACAGCCCGUCUUCAGAGUAUAUCAUCAGUGUUCCGUGCCUUCGCAUAAGUAGAGGUGGCAGAGACUACGAUCGUCGCCGUGAUGACCGUGGUCGCGACAGAUCCCCUCGCCGCGAUGACUACCGAUCCGAUGAACGACGUGGUGGUGAUAGACGCGACCGUGACCGUGAGUACGCUGCUCCCAGAGAAGACCGUGAACGCAGAGAGGAUGUGGAACGUGCUCCCGAAAGAGAUGUCCACGACCGCGAUUAA
Messenger RNA from Phycomyces blakesleeanus NRRL 1555(-), 633 nucleotides. Its product is annotated as CCHC-type zinc finger transcription factor. Lineage: Eukaryota; Fungi; Mucoromycota; Mucoromycetes; Mucorales; Phycomycetaceae. The transcript is spliced from 6 exons. The record is from RefSeq and is a predicted model, not a curated record. Bases 1 to 633 code for a protein of 210 amino acids. Gene Ontology annotation, molecular function: RNA binding; zinc ion binding.